AAGCACUUUAAACUCGUUCCGGCACAACAACACCGGCUGCAGACUCCAUGAGUUUGUGCAGCGACUUCCCAAAUUUGCUGAAAAAAAAAAAAAACGAAGAGGGUCUCUGUCAUCCCUCAGAUAUCCCGCUGUGUGUUAGAACUGAGUGCUACAUGACAACAACGUUUUACUCUGUAAAUAUAAAUAUCUCUAAAGUAGCCAGGAACUGAACUUCUUGCUAGCUAGGCCGACCUCUCCAUGGCACCUCUCCGGGUUCUGUGCAUACACGGUUACCGUCAGAACAGCAGCUCGUUUCGUGAGAAGACCGGAGCUCUGCGGAAGCUGCUGAAGAAACAAGUGGAGCUUGUUUACCUGAGCGCACCGCACAGUGUGAUCAGCAGUGAAGAAGCUCCAGAGAGGGAGAACAGUUCAGGCCCUGGAGGUGAUGAGGACCCCAGAGGUUGGUGGUUUUCUGACGUCCAGGCUCGGAGCUUCAGCGCUCAGCAGCAGUGUGAGGAAAGCCUGGGGCUCAAUGAGAGCGUGGCGGUCGUGAGAGAAGCUGUGAAGGUCCAAGGUCCGUUUGACGGCAUCCUGGGCUUCAGUCAGGGAGCAGCCUUUGUGGCCAUGCUGUGUUCUCUUCAGGAACAGAAACUGGAGUCAGACUUCAGCUUCCGCUUUGCCAUCCUCGUCGCUGGCUUCCUCAGCGCAUGUAAGGAACAUCAAAAAUUCUACCAAGUUCCCCUCCAGAUCCCGUCCCUGCACGUGUUCGGACUGGAGGACCGAGUCAUCCCUGACAACAUGAGCAGGGAGCUCCUCCCCUCCUUCCAAGACCCUCAGGUCCUGACACAUCCCGGUGGCCAUUUUGUUCCUGCUGCAUCUGCUCACAGACAAACCUACCAGGACUUUCUCAAAAGGUUCCAGUGAGAAGAGCUGCAAUCCAUGAACAAGACUCUGGCACUUCUGUAUGGCCAGGGAAUGCUCCUAAUUUAAUAUUGAGACAUCUUGUGAUAACAUAAUUGAUUCCAGAGGCACUUGGGGUUCAAAGUCAUGACCUUUGGAUGCUGUAUUUUUUUCCUCCUCUAAUCCGAUCCAUCCAAAACAAUUUGAUAAAUGCUGUUCUCAGGGAAGAUGUAACAGACAAUAAAUAAGAUAACACAUGUUUAUUUUA
Lates calcarifer (barramundi perch) is the source of this 1147-nucleotide messenger RNA. RefSeq names its product OVCA2 serine hydrolase domain containing (gene ovca2). Bases 238 to 903 code for a protein of 221 amino acids. Lineage: Eukaryota; Metazoa; Chordata; Actinopteri; Centropomidae. The transcript is spliced from 2 exons. Gene Ontology annotation, cellular component: nucleus; cytoplasm. The record is from RefSeq and is a predicted model, not a curated record. Gene Ontology annotation, biological process: response to retinoic acid.